AUGCCCCGCGAUUGCACCCGCUGUGGUUAUACACUUCUGAACAACAACGGGGAGACGAUCGAGGCACUGAAAGUAUCGCGCUUUGUGGGGUGCAAGAAGUACUACGCAGGUGCGGUGGGAUAUCGCCACGAGCGGCCCGGCUAUGGUGCAUGUCAGUUCUUCCCCAGACAGAAAGGCCCGACGCAAGUCGACCUCAUUCGCAUCGAAACCUUGAGGAAGGAAGAUGAGGCGAGGGCAAGGGCAUGGCGCGGCGAGUCAGGGCUGUACAAGGGACGAAGGACGAACCAGAGCAGCAAGAAGGGGAAGCGAAUUCGGUGGAAGGCUGGAAGCGGGUCUGUGGGCGGCCAGUCGAACGAGCGCGACAAGGAGAAGGAGGAGAAGAAGCCGAAGAAGGAAGUGCAUGAGUCUGCAGAGGUCGACGAUGGGAACAAGCGUAUCAGACAUAACACGAUGACGCUGUUGGUUGCAUUUAACCUGGGAGGGCGAGGAAGGGUAGACGACAAGGCGAUCAAGUUAAUCCGAGGCGAGCACGAUCUCUCAGAAGAGAAGCUGGUAACCCCCCAUGCGGACAUCGACAAGAUCAUGAACAUGCGCAUCUGGAGCUUCUCCUCCAACGACUGGGAGCGCCUGGGUCGGACGGUGAUUGGGUCACAAGAUGCGUCGAACGGAUUCAUCUUCCUGCGUGUAGGACUUGAACACUGCGAGGGCCUCGGAUAUCACAUGCGCGAGUGGGAGGACACGAAUGGCACGGACCCCAAGCUCGUCGAGGGAAUUGCGGACGCUCUGAGCUUCCCUCUCGCAGCCGGAGAGCGGCUUGUGUUCGUAUGGGACCAUAAGGGUGGUGCCCCAGAGAUUGUGAUCGCGACGGAAUCGGACAUUCGCGCCAGUGCACGUCGCCUCUGUGUCGCCCACGGCCGCACCCGCAUAUGGAAUCUGGAAGAAUCCUGCUGGGACGCCAUCUUCGACGCGGACGCGGCGCUCGACCGCGUAAGGGGUGGCUUCCCCAUCGUAAUCAUGGCAUACGCUCCGGUGGGCCAGGAGCGUGUGGCGAUGCCGGGCAUAGGCCUCGCUCUGGAGGGCGCAGAGCGAGCCCGAGAUGGUGCUGGACGGAACUCGGGCCCGGGCCUUCUCGAGAUACCAGGGGACCCGAUUGAGAUAUCCGACGACAACCUUCCGCCUCCUGGUACGUCGAAGAAUGUCAACUCUACUUCGUCUAAGCGGCUCGCGGAAGAUAUCAUUGAGAUUUCGGACAAGGAAGCCAUGCCACCGCGGAAGUUGUCGUGGCGGAUGGGGACGCAGCGGAUGUUGGAAAGCGAAGACGACGUCACGGCCGCAAUAGGAAGCGGUCGGGACGUCCGGGCGCUAGCGAUCCAUCCAGAGCCUAUUAUAUGGGCGUGCAAUAAGAACGAGCGGCAGAUGGCCGAGUCAACAGCGUUGUGGCCCACGGUACCAAAGGACAUGGAAGCGGCUCAGGCGAACGGUGGUCCCGAGCGGUCCCAUUUACCACAUCGGGAGAGGGCGCGGACAACCCACCUUUCUAAGCCAAUUCCUUCGUGUUCUGUUUCCGAGUUCCUUGAAAUCCUGCUCGAAUACCCCGAACACUACCGCAUCCGUGCGCUCGAUCGUGAUGUCCUGUCGCGAUCCUCUUCGCGCUGCAUCCUUAACACAUCAUCAAUCCGCCCCUUGACACCCCACGGCCGCCGCGACCGCCACACGUGCGCGGAUUACCGUCCUCCGCCUGCGUCGACUUCGACAAACCGCCGCCCGCGCACGUCUCACGCCCGUCCCACCCCAGACGAUUCCCCGCCCCCUUCGCGGUCGCCGCUACUGCUGCACGUCGCGCUCCCGGCCGUAUUCCGCGAACGUGCUCCUGUGGUGACGUCCCGCCACCCGCGCGUCCCACCCGCGUGGCAGCUCAGACGGCAUCGCAAGACUCUCGAACGGGUAUUGUUCAACUCAAAAACAAAUAUCCGAGAUGAAGAUCUGAAGAAGGCCCUGCAGUUCGGCUUAGGCGCUCUGAUGAGCAACACGAAACACGGAAAGGCGUUCGAAUUCAAGCCGGGAGAAUGCCGACUGCCGACUAAUAUCGGAGAACGCUUCUGGUACUAUCACCCUGCUCACAAGCCGAAUGUCCCCACCGGACAUGUGAGACCCGACAUCGCCAUGGACUACCUCAAGGAGAAAUUGGGACCCGACGUUGAGGGUGAAUGGAAUAGGAUAUGCGCACGAGACUGGGUGAGGCCGGAGAUGCUGAGUGCAAGGAAAGGCACUUUGGAUCAGUGGUAA
Messenger RNA from Epithele typhae, 2286 nucleotides. RefSeq lists its product as uncharacterized. The record is from RefSeq and is a predicted model, not a curated record. The transcript has 21 exons. Lineage: Eukaryota; Fungi; Basidiomycota; Agaricomycetes; Polyporales; Epitheliaceae. Bases 1 to 2286 code for a protein of 761 amino acids.